AGACACGCAGUAGCAGCAGCAGCAGCAGCAGCAGCAGCAGCAGCAGCAGCAGCAGCAGCAGCGCCUGUGGGAAAAACUAGAGGCUAGAGCCAUGGAUGACCAGCGCGACCUCAUCUCUAAUCAUGAGCAGAUGCCCAUGCUGGGCCAGCGUGCUAGAGACCCAGAAAGGUGCAACCGUGGAGCCCUGUACACUGGCGUUUCUGUCCUGGUGGCUCUGCUCUUGGCUGGUCAGGCCACCACUGCUUACUUCCUGUACCAGCAGCAAGGACGCCUAGAUAAGCUGACUGUCACCUCCCAGAACCUGCAACUGGAGAACCUUCGCAUGAAGCUUCCGAAAUCUGCCAAACCUGUGAGCCAGAUGCGGAUGGCAACUCCCUUGAUGAUGCGGCCACUGCCCAUGGACAACAUGCUCGGGCCUGUGAAGAAUGUUACCAAGUAUGGCAACAUGACCCAGGACCACGUGAUGCACCUGCUCAUGAGGUCUGGACCCCUGGAGUACCCACAGCUGAAGGGGAGCUUCCCAGAGAAUCUGAAGCACCUCAGGAACUCUAUGGACGGUCUGGACUGGAAGGUCUUUGAGAGCUGGAUGAAGCAGUGGCUCUUGUUUGAAAUGAGCAAGAACUCCCUGGAGGAGAAGAAGCCCACAGAGGCUCCACCUAAAGUACUGACAAAGUGCCAGGAAGAAGUCAGCCACAUCCCUGCCGUCCACCCGGGUGCGUUCCGUCCCAAGUGCGACGAGAACGGUAACUAUAUGCCACUCCAGUGCCACGGGAGCACUGGCUACUGCUGGUGUGUGUUCCCCAACGGCACUGAGGUCCCUCACACCAAGAGCCGCGGGCGCCAUAACUGCAGUGAGCCACUGGACAUGGAAGACCUGUCUUCUGGCCUGGGAGUGACCAAGCAGGAACAAGUCAUGUGAAGACAGAGGCCAGCUCUGCACAGCGGCAGCUCCCCUGCGCCUCAGCCCUUCUUACAUUCCCUGUCAUCACAUCCUGUCUCCCUGCACCCUGGGGCUUGAGACUGGUGUCUGCUUCACCGUCCCUGGAUACGGCAAAUGAAACCACAACAGAAUAACACUGGAGGGCCUUGCUACCUACCCCUAUCUAAAGGGAGCCCCAUUUCUAACUCAUUAGCAGUCUUUAAUGUGGGGCUCUGAGAUACAGGGCCGCAAACAGGGAUAAGGGAUGCUCUACCUGUAACCUAGGCUGGACACAUUCGCUGUCUUCUCCUCAAGGAAGAACCCAAGCCCCCCUUCCUCACGUCCUGCUGACCCCUCCCCCCAGGUGCCUUGCUCAGCCAAGCUUGUCAGCAGCCUGUAGGAUCAUGGUUCCUGUGACAAUAAAAGGUAGAAAGUAGAACAUU
Arvicanthis niloticus (Nile rat) is the source of this 1362-nucleotide messenger RNA. RefSeq names its product CD74 molecule (gene Cd74). Gene Ontology annotation, molecular function: macrophage migration inhibitory factor binding; cytokine receptor activity; MHC class II protein binding. Gene Ontology annotation, biological process: immune response; positive regulation of peptidyl-tyrosine phosphorylation; positive regulation of cytokine-mediated signaling pathway. NCBI's taxonomy places the organism in Eukaryota, Metazoa, Chordata, Mammalia, Rodentia, Muridae. Gene Ontology annotation, cellular component: membrane; cell surface; cytoplasm. The record is from RefSeq and is a predicted model, not a curated record.